CUCGCAUUAUUUAUUCCAAUGAGAUAAGAGCACUCAUAGCUUUACCAACCACAUAAGCAUUUGUAGCAGAAUUGAAAUAUACUUCAAUGGUUAGCUAUAACAUUUUCAUCUUCAUUCAUUAUUUAUAAUACUAUACUCCGUAUUUAAUAAGUCUCUUUGUUCAAGGUAGUAGCUCAUUUAAGCUAAUUACCUUUUUCAAGCAAAAGAUAGGUUAGUAGUUUUAAAAUUGAAAAUAAGUACUGGAACCAACAUAGUAGAUGCUGUAAGAGCUUCAAAAAGAGUUUUAGCCGGAAAGCUUCGACAGUCCAUUAGCUUCUGGUAAUAAGUAUGAAGACUUCAGCUAAGCUACUGCUACUCAGUCUGCUAUAUGUUGCUACGGCAUCUACGGAUGCUGCUGCAUAUCCACUCGGAUAUGGUGAUGAAUCGCCGGAAUUUUGUCUCGUAUCCAGCAAUCCACUGAGGAAGGAAGUGUCCGAAGGUGGAGAGAUAAUCGAUAUCACUCAUCCCUUCACUCCAAACACGCCCUCUGGGAACUCGGAUGACGGCAUCGGACAGUAUCUCAGUUUACUGAUGAGCAUGAAGAACGGUUCUGAUUACAACUUGUCGGAGUUGAGGUUGUGUGUUCAUGCCGGUACUCAUGUCGAUGCUCCUGGGCAUAUGUAUGAUAAUUACUUCGAUCAAGGGUUUGAUGUUGAUACUCUUGACCUUAGAGUCCUCAAUGGCCCUGCAUUGGUGGUGGAUGUUCCCAGGGACAAGAACAUAACUGCUGAAGUGAUGAGGGGGCUAAAUAUACCCAAGGGGGUGAAGAGAGUGCUGUUUAGAACACUGAACACAGACAGGCAUCUGAUGUUGAAGAAGGGGUUUGACACCAGCUAUGUGGGAUUUAUGAAGGAUGGUGCUCAGUGGCUUGUGGACAACACUGAUAUUAAACUUGUUGGAAUAGAUUACUUAUCUGUUGCUGCAUUUGAUGAAAUCAUCACUGCGCAUCUAGUAUUUCUUAAGAACAGGGAAAUUGUACUAGUGGAAGGUCUGAAUUUGGAAGGAGUUAAGGUUGGGAUAUAUAAGGUUCAUUGCUUACCCUUGAGGUUGGUGGGUGCUGAAGGAUCUCCCAUCAGAUGCAUCCUCAUCAACUAAAGCUAGACUAAGGCCGGCCUUAUUUAUGUCUUGAACUCUAUAUAUUACAGUACUACUUAGCAAAUAGCAAUGCGCUUCUGGUUAAAGGAUUUGUAUUGAAGUCUCACUAUAGUAGUGAGACUUCAAUGGCAGCUGCCUCUACUUCUCGGGCCAUGUCCUUAUACUUGAGGGAUGCCACUCAUUCAAUGGCAGCUGUCUCUACUUCUCGG
Molecule: messenger RNA, 1343 nt
Organism: Cuscuta europaea
Lineage: Eukaryota; Viridiplantae; Streptophyta; Magnoliopsida; Solanales; Convolvulaceae
Source: the annotation of a GenBank genome assembly